Messenger RNA from Laccaria bicolor S238N-H82, 943 nucleotides. RefSeq lists its product as uncharacterized. The record is from RefSeq and is a predicted model, not a curated record. Bases 1 to 918 code for a protein of 305 amino acids. The transcript is spliced from 3 exons. Gene Ontology annotation, molecular function: protein binding. Lineage: Eukaryota; Fungi; Basidiomycota; Agaricomycetes; Agaricales; Hydnangiaceae.
AUGGAGCUGGAUUUGAAGACGAGGAAGUGGAGGAGGUUAUCCGGGUACGCGUUGAGGCCCAAGGACGGGGAUUAUUCAUGUCCCGGACCGAGGAAGAAUGCUGCGAGUUGGGUGUCGAAGGACAAGACCAAGUUUUUCUUGCUUUAUGGACAUAUUGAUCGACAGGGGUGGCAAUUGAGGAAUGAGCCCCAUGGAGAGGAAGAAGCGUUUUGUUUUCGUGAUAUGUGGAGCUGGGAUUUGAGGGAGGAGAAGUGGCGCCCUGAACGGAUUGCUGGGAAUUAUCCUUGUUCGAGGACGGAGAUGGGUUUUACAUAUAACGAAAAGUUAGAUAAAGCGGUGAUUUUUGGCGGGUACAGCCCGUCAAUGACAACAGUCUACCGCGAAAAAAGCAUCUCUUUCCAAUUCGCCUACCUCGCCGACACCUUCGUCUACGAAUCCCCCGACUCGAAUUCACAACACUCCACACCGCGUCCAUCUUCCAUCUCCUCCAGCACACCAAUACCCGCCUCCGCAAUCUCUCAGCCCAAAUGGAGACAAGUCAUCACCCACGGCUUUCCCACAUACCGAUGCACGGCGCAAUUGGUGACGGACACUGACACAGGGAAGAUGUACCUCUUUGGAGGGUACGUCAAUUCCGACUUUAUACCCUGCCGCCCGGACGUGGUGUCCAAGCCUUUUGGCGAUUUGUGGGAGCUCCGGUUGGAUGUUCCUGGUGGGCAUUUUGAUGCCGUUGAUUUGGAAGAGGAGAUAAGGACGGCCAAGGCUGGUCCUUAUCAAAGGUGUUUUGCGUGUGGGAAUGCUGGGCCUUGGAGGAAAUGUGGAGGUUCAUGUCGUGGUAGGGUGUUCUUCUGUGGUUCCGAGUGUCUUAAGGAUGGUUGGAAGGAGCACAAGACGAUGCAUGGAUGUCGGAAAACAUAGACUAUAUCUACUCGAAAAUAGGGAA